Molecule: messenger RNA, 1514 nt
Organism: Corythoichthys intestinalis (scribbled pipefish)
Lineage: Eukaryota; Metazoa; Chordata; Actinopteri; Syngnathiformes; Syngnathidae
Gene: slc25a5
Product: solute carrier family 25 member 5
Exons: 4
Coding region: 417-1313 (298 amino acids)
Biological process (GO): mitochondrial ATP transmembrane transport; mitochondrial ADP transmembrane transport; negative regulation of mitochondrial outer membrane permeabilization involved in apoptotic signaling pathway
Cellular component (GO): mitochondrial inner membrane
Molecular function (GO): ATP:ADP antiporter activity
Source: RefSeq, a predicted model, not a curated record
UUCAUGCACAAUAGCAUUGACCACCGGACAUGACAUUGCUACCUAUUAUGACUCUCAAAUAAUAUCUCAUAAUAUUUGUAUUGAAGCACUUGUAUGUUUAAACAAUAAAAAGAAAUGAAAAACUGAAAGCACCUUAACUUAUGUUGCUCACUUUACUCGUAGUCGCAUGUCGGGACUGCUGUUAGAUGUGUUGGAAGAAUCCCCCGCCUACUCCCGUGUUCCACCAAUGAGAGCCAAAAGCGGAAAUAGGAUUUUUCUCCCUCCCGCCUUCUGCUCUUUAAAACCGUUCUGCCCCUCUGGCUCUGUGGUCAUUUCAACCCUAGGCGGCAAAUUUUCUUUCUUUCUUUCUUUCUUUUUUUUUUUUUUUUUUUUUAAAUUUAUUUUUUUAUUUAUUUAAACUUUUGACAGCCAGGAGAAUGAGUGAACAAGCCAUUUCUUUCGCCAAGGAUUUCUUGGCCGGAGGUAUCGCGGCUGCCAUUUCCAAGACAGCCGUCGCCCCAAUUGAGAGGGUCAAACUCCUUCUUCAGGUCCAACACGCCAGCAAGCAGAUCUCCGCGGACAAGCAGUACAAGGGCAUCGUGGACUGCGUGGUGCGCAUCCCCAAGGAGCAAGGCUUCCUGUCCUUCUGGCGCGGCAACCUGGCCAACGUCAUCCGCUACUUCCCCACGCAAGCCCUCAACUUUGCCUUCAAGGACAAAUACAAGAAGAUCUUCUUGGACGGCGUCGACAAACGCAAGCAGUUCUGGAGGUACUUUGCCGGCAACCUGGCGUCCGGCGGCGCGGCGGGGGCCACCUCGCUGUGCUUCGUCUACCCGCUGGACUUCGCCAGGACGCGUCUGGCGGCCGACGUGGGCAAGGCGGGCGGGGAGCGCGAGUUCAAGGGCUUGGGCGACUGCCUGGUCAAAAUCACCAAGUCGGACGGCGUCAAAGGGCUUUACCAGGGAUUUAGCGUCUCUGUGCAGGGCAUCAUCAUCUACAGGGCCGCCUACUUUGGCGUCUACGACACGGCCAAAGGCAUGCUUCCCGAUCCUAAAAACACCCACAUCGUGGUGAGCUGGAUGAUCGCUCAGUCGGUGACGGCGGUGGCCGGUCUGGUGUCCUACCCGUUCGACACCGUCCGACGUCGUAUGAUGAUGCAGUCGGGGCGCAAAGGAGCUGACAUCAUGUACAGCGGCACUAUCGAUUGCUGGCGCAAAAUCGCCCGUGACGAGGGGGGCAAGGCUUUCUUCAAGGGGGCGUGGUCUAAUGUGCUCCGAGGCAUGGGCGGAGCCUUCGUGCUGGUCUUGUACGACGAACUCAAAAAAGUGUUAUAAUGUGUCACUUUCGGGCCCGAACGGCCCCGUCUAACGUAUCUUGUACAUUCGGAUGAAUUGCGGUAUAUUUAUAAGGGACCAACUAGUAUUUGGCUACUAGUUGUACCGGGGUAGGACAUUCAAAUGGUUUUUUGUUUAGAGCGUUGAUGUUGUCCCCUCAAUGCGGGGGGGAAAAAUACGAAGGAAUAAAGGCGACUAUCA